Messenger RNA from Cyclopterus lumpus (lumpfish), 3168 nucleotides. Its product is annotated as protocadherin gamma-A10-like. The record is from RefSeq and is a predicted model, not a curated record. Lineage: Eukaryota; Metazoa; Chordata; Actinopteri; Perciformes; Cyclopteridae. Gene Ontology annotation, molecular function: calcium ion binding. Gene Ontology annotation, biological process: homophilic cell-cell adhesion. Gene Ontology annotation, cellular component: plasma membrane. The coding region runs from base 660 to 3089 and encodes 809 amino acids. The transcript is spliced from 2 exons.
UUAAGACGUUCCUGAUAAUAUCUAUCAUUAUGUCGUGUAUCAUAACAUUCACGUAACAUUCCACCAUUUUACGCAGUUAGUAUUUUUUGUUUACAUAGCCCAGUAUCACGAAUACAAUUCAUAAAAAUGACUCGAGGGGCUUUACAACAUCUGAUACACGUACAGUUCUUCACAGUGUGACUCAUGGUUUUGUAACAGUGUUCUUAUUCUCCGGUUUUCUUUUUGUGGUUUGAUUAUGUGUUAAGUGUUUGAAUUCCAUAUUCCAUCUAAUAUGUUUUUCGUUGCAGCAUAUUUUUGUUGUGUAUUCCCUUCGGUUCCCACGUUAGAUUGAAUAGAUUUAUUUUUUUAAUAAGUUGUUCUUCUUUUCCUCUGUUUGAACUCUAAGGGACGCUGUUGAUCAGCAAAACAGAGUGUAGUGUUGUUCGGACUGUGAGGAGAGAGGAGGAGAGAAAGAGGAGAGGGGGAAACGCUGACUUUCAUUCAAGGAGGCGUUCGACGGAAAUUCAGUGGCUUUGACACGGCAUUUUUUGUUUUAUUAUAAUCGAACAAUUUUGCUCCAAAAAAGAAAUGCAGCACGUUUGAACUGAAGUGUAGAUCGCAUCUACGUCGUGGCUGUGGUUUUAAAUUGCUUUUAUAUUCAGGAUUUUACUCUCAACGACAUGGGGAUACGCCAGCAACGAUGCGGAAAAUGGCUGUUGUGUUGGACACUUACAAGGAAACUGUUCAUUUUUCUCUUCAUGAUUUCCACCAUCAACGGUCAAAUCCGUUAUUCAAUACCGGAGGAGUUGAGGAAAGGUUCUCUCAUCGGUAAUGUAGCACAAGACCUUGGUUUGGAUCUGAAAAGGCUUCGGUCCGGUCGAGCCCGUAUUGUGACAGGGGAAAGCAAUCAGUACACCGAGCUAAACACAGACAAAGGGAUUCUAGUCGUGAAUGAGAUAAUCGACAGAGAAGAGCUUUGUGGAGACCUUUCGCCGUGCAGCUUCAGCUUUGAGAUUAUUUUGGAAAAUCCAAUUGAACUGCACAGGGUGACAGUCGAAAUAUUAGACGUCAAUGACCAUGCGCCGACUUUCAAAAAUAAUGUAAUUAAUCUAGAAAUCAGUGAAUCUGCAACAGCGGGGUCUCAUUUUGACUUAGAAAGCGCAUAUGACCCCGAUGCAGGGAUUCACAGUUUGCAAAAAUAUGUUUUAUCCCCUAAUGACAAUUUCGUUUUGAAGCAACACUCCAACGCAGAUGGAGUCAGAUUCGCUGUAAUGAUUUUACAGAAGCCACUGGACAGAGAGUUGAAUCCACACCUCUCUCUAAAGAUGAUUGCAGUAGAUGGAGGAACUCCAACGCGAUCUGGUACAGUAAAUGUGGAGAUCACUGUUCUUGAUGCCAAUGAUAAUCCUCCUGUAUUUAAUCAAUCUGUAUACACUGCUACUGUGACUGAAAAUGCCCCCAUAGGCACAUAUAUUACGACUGUGAACGCCACAGAUGUCGACAGUGGAUCUAAUGGAUUGGUCACAUAUAUUUUUUCUAAUGUAAAGGGAAACUCUGGGGAGAAAUUUGCACUUGACAGUUUAUCUGGCAAAAUAACUGUUGCUGAAAAAAUUGAUUUCGAAAAAGACAGAAAAUACGAAAUAAGAGUGAUCGCCAAAGAUCAGGGUGGCCUAAGUGACGCAACCAAAGUUGUGAUUGAGGUCACUGACAUGAAUGAUAAUGCUCCAGUUAUAAAUAUAAUGUCAUACUCUAACUUGAUUUCAGAGGAUGUCCCCGCAGGCACAACUAUAGCUGUUUUUAAUGUUAAAGAUGCAGACUCUGAAAGAAACGGUCAGAUAACGUGCUCAAUAGAUUAUUAUCUUCCAUUUAAAAUCCAGUCUUCUUUGACUAAUUAUUACAAUUUGCUUUCAAAUGUACCUUUUGAUCGUGAAACGAAACCAGAAUACAACAUAACAUUAACUGCAACCGAUUCAGGGUCGCCUCCUCUUUCUACAAAAAUAACGUUACACCUUAAGAUUUCUGAUGUGAACGAUAAUGCUCCGUCCUUUACUAAACCUAAUUACUCUGCCUUCAUCUCUGAAAAUAAUAUCCCUGGUAUGUCAAUCUUCGGUGUGAGCGCACGAGAUUCUGACUGGAAUCAAAACGCAAGAAUAUCGUACUUUCUAGAGGACACACAGAUCAGUGGCAGCCCCGUUUCUUCUUAUGUGUCCAUAAAUUCUGAAACUGGGGUUCUUCACGCAGUGCGCUCAUUUGAUUUUGAGCAGAUCAAGCAGGUUGUGUUCACUGUUAAAGCGCAGGAUGGAGGCUCCCCUCCACUCAGUACUAACGCAACUGUGAAAGUACUGAUCCAGGAUCAGAACGACAACCCUCCUCAGGUUCUGUACCCUGUCCAGACUGGUGGCUCUCUGGUGGCUGAAAUGGUGCCUCGUUCUGUCGAUGUGGGUUAUCUGGUCACUAAAGUGGUGGCUGUGGAUGUGGACUCUGGACAGAAUGCCUGGCUCUCCUAUAAACUGCAGAAAGCCACAGACAGGGCGCUGUUUGAAGUGGGCUUACAGAAUGGAGAAAUAAGAACUAUCCGCCAAGUCACUGAUAAAGAUGCUGUGAAACAAAGACUGACUGUUAUAGUGGAGGACAACGGGCAGCCCUCUCGUUCAGCUACAGUCAUUGUUAACGUGGCGGUGGCGGACAGCUUCCCUGAAGUGCUGUCUGAGUUCACUGACUUUACACAAGACAAGGAGUACAACGACAACCUGACUUUCUACUUAGUGCUGGCUUUGGCUGUAGUUUCCUUCCUCUUCAUCACGUGUCUAGUGGUUAUUAUAUCAGUGAAGAUCUACAGGUGGAGACAGUCUCGCGUAAUGUAUCACUCCAAUCUCCCUGUGAUUCCGUAUUAUCCACCACGUUACUCAGACACUUUGGGGACAGGGACUCUCCAACACGUGUAUAACUACGAGGUGUGCAGGACGACUGACUCCAGAAAGAGUGACUGUAAGUUCAACGGAGCCGGUAGUCAGAACGUGCUGAUAAUGGACCCCAGUUCUACAGGGACGAUGCAACGGAUACAGAGUGAGAAGAGCAUCCUGGAUGAACCAGACUCUCCUCUAGAGUGAAAGCCAGAGACGCUGACUGGAACCAGAACGCCCGUGUUUCUUACAUACUGGAGGACUCCUCUGUUAACGGAGUGCCAGU